UUUCUACAUGGAGUCCCUGCUCCAUACGACAGCCCAUCCCUACCUUGCGGGUUGUAUAACAACGAGGGUACUACAAGGAAGGGCUUUGACAACGAUCCCAACCCAGCAGUGUUCUUGAUUUUCAGAGCUCACGCAUCUUCGCGUUAGUUCCAUGCGUACACACGCGCUCAUCCGACCUUCUUGAACCAGCAUUCUGCAACGCACGCAUAACGACCUUUGAGAAGACCCACGUUGAGACAAUAAAAGGCCAAGAUGGCGACCACAGCUCAGAAGUCGCUACAAGUAGCAGCGGAGUUGGCGCUUGCAGUGCCCGAGGGAGAAGAAAGCAUUCCACAACUUGGUGUUUUGGACGAGGAUGAUGAGUUUGAGGAGUUCGAGACACAGGAUUGGUCGGACGCAGACACAGCACUUGCGCACUUGUCCAACAAAGCCGUACAAAUCUCCAGUGCAGCUGGCGCGACGGGCGGUCAAGAUCAAGGGGCAGCGCCUGGCGCUAGCGUGGGGCUUUCUAUUGCUGGCGGCAAUGCAACUGGCGGAGGCAGUGCAGGAUCCGCCAGUGGCGGACCGGCGGAUCAUCUAUGGCAAGACAACUGGGACGAUGAUGACGUGGAGGACGACUUUAGCAAGGCCCUAAGGGCAGAGCUUGACAAGGCCUCUGUCAACCAAGUGACCGCAUCAUCAUAAUUCAGCAUCAAUAGAAUGGCGAUUCUGCUGACCUGUUUAGUUUGUCCGAGUACAAGCUGCCGUUCCAUCUCGCAUUGGCUAGUUGCUGCAAUGUAACUGUGGGAUCCUUGAGUAUGAACAACAAGGAGUCUGGUUUAGUGAAUGCCCGGAAAAUCGAAGCUUCCCUUGGCACAAGGCGCUGUGUCAAGUGAAGAAUCACCUGCCUUGUCGUCUUGCUCCACGCAUUACUCUCGCAAACGUCAACACAUUUGUUGACACGUACAAGUACAUCCCUCACCACUCUAAUGAUAUGGACCUUCGAAAGUAUUCUCACAACGGCCGUCGGCGGGCAUGCACUGCUGUCGACCAGCCACGCCUUACGCAACCAUUGGUGUGACAUCGAUACACCAAUCCAGCGCACACAGGCGGCCGCAAUAUCUCCGUGCGCGCUGAGUACCAAUAUUACCAGGCGUGCAGUCCCUGCCCCACUUGGCCACUUUUCCGUGCUGCA
This is a messenger RNA of Tilletiaria anomala UBC 951, 1174 nucleotides long. RefSeq lists its product as uncharacterized. Gene Ontology annotation, biological process: proteasome assembly; double-strand break repair via homologous recombination; mRNA export from nucleus. The transcript has 3 exons. NCBI's taxonomy places the organism in Eukaryota, Fungi, Basidiomycota, Exobasidiomycetes, Georgefischeriales, Tilletiariaceae. The record is from RefSeq and is a predicted model, not a curated record. The coding region runs from base 253 to 684 and encodes 143 amino acids. Gene Ontology annotation, cellular component: proteasome complex; proteasome regulatory particle, lid subcomplex.